This is a messenger RNA of Xiphias gladius (swordfish), 1422 nucleotides long. It is a transcript of the gene srgn, whose product is annotated as serglycin. The transcript has 4 exons. The record is from RefSeq and is a predicted model, not a curated record. Lineage: Eukaryota; Metazoa; Chordata; Actinopteri; Istiophoriformes; Xiphiidae. The coding region runs from base 89 to 637 and encodes 182 amino acids.
AGCUCACACUUAUUUCCCUCACUGGGUAGAGAAGCCCCUGGUCUCGCAUUUUAUCUCCUGCUUUUGUUAAAGAGAGACACAUUUGAGAAUGAAACUCUUUCUGCUCCUCGCCAUCUCCUGCCUCGCCUUGCACAGCGGCAAGGGAGCUCCAAGGACUGCUGUGUAUAAGUUUGUGAGAUGUAACCCUGAGGGUGGCCAGGCCAACUGUGUGACUCAAGAAAGUCCAGAGAUGACAUGGAGUCCCGACCUACCAGCCAAACUGCCUGCUUCACAGGCACAGUAUCUAGAGGCAGAGCCUGUGGAGGAUGAAAGUCCAGAGAUAGAGGAGGAAGAGGAGAAAGAGGACAUAAUGCCAAUGACUGGUGAAGAGGGGGAGACACCUGUGGUUUUUCUGAAUGAAGAAGGUUCUGGUGGUUAUGAAGGCUCGGCAUCUGAAGGUCCAUUCACGGAGGACCGGGUUUUUGCGCCUGCAGAAAGUGAGACAGGCUCUGGGGAGUCUUGGGCAGAGAAAGACACGGACCUAUUCAAAGGUGGCGAUAUGAAGGGCAUGAGGCGGUUGUUCCCCAGCAGGUCUCUGGCUGGUCAGGCAAAGCCAGCAGAGCAGGAGCUGAGAGAAGACCACCUUCUGCAGCUGUAGACUGAACACCCACCCACUCCCAGACACACACAUAUAUGCACAAGGCUAGCAUCUGUUUUAUUUCCACCCUGUCUAUUCAAAUAGUAAAGCAAAUAUUGCAUCACCACCUGGUGGUGGAAAAACUUGGUCGCUCAGAGACUGACAAAGCCCAAAUAUAUAUUUUGUAUUCUCAGUAGUACUGUACUGAGAAAAUGAUUCUCUUCAACAACCGUGAACAAUGUAAGAGUAUCUGCCAAAGUAAAAGAAUGGUCUGCAUAAAUGGGACAUAUACACACUUUCAUUUAGUUCAAGUUGGCAGGGACCUAUAUUUGUGCUUUCUUGUGGAAAAGAUGUGUAAGUUGGAAUAUGCUUUUUAUAUAAACUUUGAAGUAUGCUUUCAAAUAAUAGUAAUACCAGUGCAAUAACAUGACACUUUUAUCCAUACAUUGCUAACUCGAUGUGGUUCCAACCAUUUUUUGGAGCUAUGAGGCAUGCGUUCCUUUAUGACACAAAAAAACAAAGACUUAUUUAUAUUAUUUGAUCCCAUUUGUCUCAAAUGUUGUGACACUUUACACUUACCCAGGAGGGUUGUGCAGCCUGUCUUGGGAACGCCUAGUCUGCAAGGUUGAACAAGAGAAUCUUGAAAACCAAAACCCCCUCAGGAAUGGAUUUACACAAUCUUAACCACUGUGAGCUGGAACAUAUGGAAAAUAUGUAGUAUGCACAUGUAUGCAUUCCAACAUGUUCUGCGUUGUCUAAUUUGCAUUUGAAAUACUUCUAUUAAUAAAGGAUUUAUAACAACAGUA